AUGUUAAAAAGACGUCCUAAUGCUCUCAUUGCUGUGAGUAGAACUAAAUUAUCUUCUAUCACAGCUGUUGCCUAUUACCAUAACCGUCUCCCAAACCAACAGCAAAGGCCUACUCCAACGUCACCGCGGAAAGAAAUUAAGAGCUUGGAGGACUUAGCUAAUUUGGAUUCUUUAGAGGGUGUCGAUACUGAACUGAUACGCGAUUUGAUUAAUGAGCGUACUACGGAACUAAAUAUCAAGAAGGAGUUAGAUAUGCUCAAGAAAUUUUCUCAAGAGGAAGAAUCAGGACACGAGAUCCCCUUAAAAAGAUUUAUUAGACCUCUCUGGAUGUUCAUACUAAUGGGAUCUUCCGUGUACUUACUACUUCACUUUUCUUGGUGGAAAUUAGAGCAUGAGGAGAGAGAAAACCAGUUGAAGAAAGAGGUAGAAAUUCUGGAAGGCCAAUUAAAUGAGUUAAUCGGUCAGGAUAAAACUUACAACAGCGUAGGAGGAAAGUACAGUACAACUCAUACAAAGCCCUGGUAUAGAAGAUGGUUUUGGUGA
Molecule: messenger RNA, 543 nt
Organism: Saccharomyces paradoxus
Lineage: Eukaryota; Fungi; Ascomycota; Saccharomycetes; Saccharomycetales; Saccharomycetaceae
Gene: INA17
Product: Ina17p
Exons: 1
Coding region: 1-543 (180 amino acids)
Source: RefSeq, a predicted model, not a curated record